Prorocentrum cordatum is the source of this 2466-nucleotide messenger RNA. Lineage: Eukaryota; Dinophyceae; Prorocentrales; Prorocentraceae. The record is from the annotation of a GenBank genome assembly.
CGCGGCGCGGAGCGCCUCGAGUCGUGCAGGCACUGGCUUUUCGGAGCCGCCUCGGCGGGCCGAGGGGCCCAGGAUACCCCGUCGGAGAUCUCGGUGUUCGGCGGCCGGCGGCCAAGGCCGUGGGCGACCGCACUCACGACGAUGGCGCAGGUACUUCUUCUGGCCAGUCAGUUGAUGCUGGUGUUCCGUCUGCUACCGCGCAGGGUGAUUGCGACGUGCUCUGAAGACGACGACAACAGCGACGACGAGUGGACCAAAGACGACUACAUCAAGCAGCUGGCAGGCGAUUGCGUUUCCAAAAAGAUGGCAGAACACAGGGACGAGCUCAUCCGCGACCUCACGCAAGCGGUCUCCUCGACAGUCGCCGUCCAAGUCAAAGAUUUUGCUGCUCAGCUUGCUGAGCAUUCUCUUGAUGAUGGCAGGCUGGCUGAAGGUGUGCAGCAGCUUCCAAAAAUGGCCAAGGAUGCAUCCGAGCAGUUCUGCUCCGAGAAGCUCGACGUUUACCGAAGGAAGUUCCAGGGGCAGCUGGGCGGGCGCUCGAUUCGCCCACGAGCCUGCGGUAAUCGUCUCGAUGAGCACGACGCCGUUCUGCAGACCCUGCGCGAACAUAUCCAAGAGCUGCGCGGCGCCCUCGCUCUCGCCAGCGCCAAGCCAAAGUCUCCUCCCGCCAGUGCUGCUGGAUUUGGCAGGGAAGUCGACGCCACCAUCAUUCGUGCCAUGGCCUCUAAGCUCGUCGAGCUCUCCGCGGUCCAGCAGGUCCUCGCCGACUGGAUUGUCCAGCGCGGCGUGGAUGCGAAGUUCCUCACCAUCUCCUCGCCCGAGAGCGUCGCCAGGCAGCCCCACGCGCACGUGUCUUCACCAAUUAUUGCGAGGGGUCUGCAGUACGCGGCGGAGUCGCCACUAUUCUUCCUGCGGGGUGCCCAGCUGAGGUUUCUCAUCGGUCUCUGGUUCAUGGUAGAGUGCUACGAGUGGAAGACACCUUGCUUCAUGGCGGAGAUCUCGUCUGGCGAGCCCACGUACUUCGACCGCUUUUCACAUUCAGUCGUCAUCCUAGAGCAGCUGGCCUGGCACCUCUUUGAGUCUGAGGGCUUCCAGCAGCAGCUCAAGGCUGCUUGCGACAAGCUGAACUUUGCGGACAAGAGACCCCGAGACAGAUUAAGCAGCAUAAGUGGGCGGUUCGUGAAGUUGCCGCAGACUAUCGAGACCGACUCGUUCAACAGCGCCGCGCGCGUGCUCGGUCUUCGCAACGCGGACAUUAAGCUGAUCACGGCGGCAAUCAACAUCCAGGUCAGCAAGCUUCUGACGGACUGGGCUCCGAGCUCGCAAAGAGGGUACAUUCCGAAGCGGAGCUUCGGCGUCAGCAUCUUGCAGUUGGACGUCGCAGCACGCGCUGACUUCAACUCACCUUCAGCUGGUAAAGACCUUUCAUCCCUAUUCGCGCUGGACUUUGGCGCGGCCUUCCCGAGCUUGGCACAAUCCUUCAUGCUGAUGGUUAUGCGCAUUGCUGAGGCCGUGGCUACCCUAUCGCUCAAGCUGACCAAGCGCAUGCUUGUUCCGCUCCACGUUCCAUUCACCGAGCAACUAGCCGAGAACAUGCGCACCGCGAUCGCCGCCAAGUUGAGUAAGCUGGUCUACCUCGGGCUUGUCGUGGGCCCUGCUGCGGGCUGCUAUUCGCACGGCGCAGCUAGGGGCUACCGCUGCGUCGAGGGCGCCGCUUGCGCCUUCCUGGACGCACAGCACCUCAAGGACCACUUGAUGGUGAGGUACCACCUGCUCUACCUGUUCCACCAGUGGAUGCUGCUCUACCGGCGCGUGGAGUUCCGCCUGAAGAUCGGCCCCCACCUGCUCGUCAUGAAUCGGGUUCUGAACCGCCACCUCCUGCUCCUCUCGCUGGGCACGCUCGGUACCGCUGCUAAGACUGCGCGCGCGUUGGUCAUUGGCAACGACAUCCACGAGGCCAUCGGCUCGCUGGGCUCCCAUGCCGCUGGGCCUCACGGAUCUGCUGCGCUCACAUCUGCGCAGAGGGAAGCCGUCAUCGACCACCUCGACGCGAACCGUCCGCUCUCCAACUACCACCGCGAGCUUGUUGCUUGGCCGAUCACGCAUCGUGAAGCACUUCUUCACGCUGCCGAUGCUCGUGAAGAUCAGGACGCGAUGUUGUGCGACAUUGAGGACGAGGACGACCCUGCACUCGGCAGCCAGGUGCUCGCUGACGCCUCGCUCCAGUCGGGUGCUCUACCUCUUCCUGCCGAAGGUCUUGAUGGUAUCUCCGUGGCAGGCGAGGGUGCCUUCCCAGACCACGCGCCCAUCGACCCCGUGGCGAAGGUGGCGUUCGGCGGUGCCGACGACGCUUCUCUUUCCGCAGCCUUCCCCGACUGCGACCCCGUUGACAGCGUCGCAGGUGAAGGAGACGUGCUCAUUAUGAACUACGACGGUGUCGCCAUCACGGACCUCGAGUCCGUCGGG